AUGGAUGGAGACAGUCGUUUGCAUUCAGGAGAAAAUGAAGGGCGGUCCUUCUUCCUUGGAUGGGUGUUAGGGAAGCUUCGAAAUGCUGUUGUCAUGACGUUGAAACGUAUCCGUCAGAGGCUACUGCAGGUCAUCAUUGUGGCCUUCGUUGUCUUCCUGCUCCUCUGGAUCGCUGCCUUUCUUUAUGGGAGCUUCUACUUCUCAUACAUGCCCCAGGCAACCUUUUCCACACCUGUGCACUUCUAUUACAGGUGUGUAUCAAGAGUCCUAUCCAUCUUUAGUUCCUUUGUGUUUCAUUCUUACUGUCUUGAUUUUACUCAUUCCUUUUUUUCCCCUUCAGGACAGACUGUGAAUCUCCAUACUCUUUCCCAUGCUCCCACCCAGUCGCCAACAUCUCUCUGAUCAGGAACAACAGACAUGUAUGUAUAAACUUGUGUUUAUAUCUUCAUCUUCAGUAAUGCAGAAUUCUGUAAUCUUUCUAAAAUGCACAUUCAGGUGCUGACAUUCGGCCAGGCCUACAGGAUGACUCUGCAGCUGGAGAUGCCUGAUUCUCCAGUCAACCAAGACCUGGGGAUGUUCAUGAUAAGGACAGCCUGUUUUUCUCGAGAUGGAGAGCAGGUUGCCUCCUCGGCUCGCUCUGUGAGUUGCACUCGCAUUUGCUUUUCUCUCCCUGCAACUAAAUGUGUACGAACAAUCAACAUGUCCUUCAAUACUUCCUUCAUGCUUCUCUGAUUCUCUGAACUGCUGUGUGUCUCUCAGACAGGACAGCUGCUGUCUGCCUCCAGCUCUCGCUUUGUGAGUACAAACAGAACUUUUUUAAACACACAACCUGAUCAAAGAUAGAGCGAAGCCGCUCAUGUUUGCUGCAGGGAGCCAAUACAACAGGAGAUGACCCCAGAGCUUUGGACUGCCAAGUAAACAAAUGAUCAAAAAAUGUUAGGGAUGAAAUGGGAUACUUUCUUAUACUGUAAAUUGCAAUGCAGCCAUGUACAACCAUCUUACCCAGUUUAUCAGUGACUGCCAAAGUGUGGGCUUGUGCAGACUGCUGGGCAUGAAGCAGGUAGUGCUGGUGUGUGUAUUGAUACUUAGCUACUGCACUGAAAACAUUUUUAGCACUUAAAAUUAGCAGUCUUCUCUUAUACUUUAUCUCACUCUCAAGUAUUGAUCCUUUAAUGGACCUCAAAAUAAUAAACAUUUUUAAACUGGGCCAUUAUAUUAGUGAGUUUGGGACUGGUUGUGGCGGACAGGUUGAAUUAUGGCUGCAACAAUAAAUUUAGAGAGAUAUUCUAAAUAUUCUAACAUCUUUUUAUUUACCAGUGCACCUUACAAAAACUAAAUUUAAAACAUGUUUUACGAGAAUAACAUACCAGAAAGUGAAGUUUUAAACUUAGGACUCUCUCAGUAUUUUAGUGAAAUCCAUAAGUGAGCAUUACUAUGCUGUUGAACUGGGCUUCUUAACUCUUGUGAGAAGUGAAGUUAUGAACUCUGGAAGAUCAAUCCAGUAAGAUCACCUUUGUUUAUGCUCAUAAGGCUAUAAAACAUCUCCUUAGCAUAUCACACAUCUGUUAGAGCCCAGUACUCAGGAGAAAAAAAGGUCUUUUUCUAUGAUGAUUUUAAAAAUAAAGGAAUGUCUUAUUGUAUCUCAUUAUUGCGGUUGUUCCUGUAACGUUAUUCUAUCACAUGCUGUUGUCAGAGCAUGCUGCGGUACCGUUCAGACCUGCUGAGGCAGCUGGGGACGGUGCUGUUCCUCCCGGCCUUCCUGACCGGCGUCACUGAGCAGAAACAGGUGCUGGAGGUGGAGCUCUUCUCAGAGUACAUUGAAGACCCUGUGAGUUCUGAUCUGCUGUGAAUAAAUGUGCAUGAAGUGAGAAAGAGCAGGUAUUAGGUUUGAAAUCUCUCUAAUAGUUUUCUUUGCCUUCAUGUACAGUAUUCCCCCUCAGUGACUGGCAUGAUUGAAAUCCUGUCCAACAAAGUUCAGAUCUACUCUUCUGAGCUCUUGAUUCACGCUCAUUUUACUGGAAUCAGGUAAGAGUCAGGAAGUGCACCAACAAGAGACCUGACAGAAAUGCAGCUCCAUUAACUUUCCACAUCUUGAUGAUUUUUUUCUCUUUGUUUCCAGAUACAUUUUGUUCAACUUCCCGCUCAUAUCAGCCCUGGUGGGAGUGUCCAGUAACUUCAGCUUCCUCAGUCUCCUUUUCAUCCUCAGCUACUUGAGGCUGCUGUUUAGAGUCGGCCAAGGACCAGGUCAGGUGAGACCUGUCACUGCAGACAUCAGUGACAUGACACCUGUUUUUAGCUGCACGUCUCAUUAGAGGUUUAUUUAAGAAGGGACAAUAAUUACAUCCUUUUGGUUUUACAUACAGAUGGAUGACAACAGAGAUUCUUAUUGGUUUGUUUUGUUUGUUUUACAGCCCAGAUCAGACGUGCGACUGGCCGAAAGGGAAAUUUCUGA
Messenger RNA from Xyrichtys novacula (pearly razorfish), 2452 nucleotides. The record is from the annotation of a GenBank genome assembly. NCBI's taxonomy places the organism in Eukaryota, Metazoa, Chordata, Actinopteri, Labriformes, Labridae.